Molecule: messenger RNA, 531 nt
Organism: Cokeromyces recurvatus
Lineage: Eukaryota; Fungi; Mucoromycota; Mucoromycetes; Mucorales; Mucoraceae
Exons: 2
Coding region: 1-531 (176 amino acids)
Source: RefSeq, a predicted model, not a curated record
AUGAAGAAACAAAUUACAAACAAAAAACAACCAUCUUUAUUUCCUUCAUUUUGCUUAUAUUCAAAACGGGCUCUUUUAAAUGAAUAUGCGCCCGAAUCUGAAAUUAUACAAUAUUUAUGGCCUUCUUCAAAUACGGAACUAAAAGAACUAUUGCCUAUGUUUGUAGGUGUCCUACAGUCUUUAUUUACUGCUGUUAAUGAUUUACCUUUUAUAGAUGAAGACUCGUCAGAAGAUGACAGUAGUACAGUAGAAGACUAUUUAGAUGAUUCCCCUUUCACAAUUGUUGGUUUAAAUACUAUGAAACUAGUUAACUGGAACAAUAUGCAUGAUCUUGUCACUGAGACUGCCAAUUAUAAAAAUGAUAUAUGCUUAAUGAUUAUAGUCUCAUCUCAAUUAAAAGACUCAACUAUUAUGAAGCAUAUGCAUUCCAUACAACAAGAUCCCAAGCUAGCACUGUCUUCGUCACUUUUGACAUCAGUACAAUUGGGAAAUUUAUUAAAUCCGUUAAUCAAUUACUGGUUUGAUCAUUAA